Messenger RNA from Xyrauchen texanus (razorback sucker), 6669 nucleotides. RefSeq names its product ectodysplasin-A-like. Lineage: Eukaryota; Metazoa; Chordata; Actinopteri; Cypriniformes; Catostomidae. The record is from RefSeq and is a predicted model, not a curated record. Gene Ontology annotation, cellular component: membrane. Gene Ontology annotation, molecular function: death receptor binding; tumor necrosis factor receptor binding; death receptor agonist activity. The transcript is spliced from 8 exons. Bases 109 to 1158 code for a protein of 349 amino acids. Gene Ontology annotation, biological process: animal organ development; immune response.
CAGAUGAGCCCGCAGAGAAGCUCGUGCUCACCUCGACCAGCUGAACCCGACAGUCGUUGAGAGGACGUUCGGUAUGCAGAAGCAAUUCUGACUGUCCUGCACGCAGCUAUGGUUCCGAAGCGCGACCGGGUGAAGUUAGAGGACAGAGAGCACACAGAGGCGGCGUGUGAGUGCCAAAGUCAAUGCAACAACUACAAAAUCUUCCUGAGUUUAUUCAUCCUCUCGCUCUCUCUACACCUCAUCACGCUGUUCUGCUACAUGGACCUGCGCUCGGAGCUCAAACGAGAGUUAUCGCUGAAGAACAAAGAUGAUGUGUCAUCCACGGGGCCAAUGCCGCACUAUGAAACCACAGCGCCAGUGCUCCGGUUACCGGACACCGACAACCCAACAAUAGGCGACCAGAGCAGAUGGAGGGAUGAACUUACAAGAGAGCUUGAAACAGUCAUUCAUCGUACCAAACGUUCAGAGAGCAAUGGAAAAAAGAAAGGAGAACGGAAAAAAGGCAAGAAAGGGCCCCCUGGUGCUCCCGGACCUCCAGGCCCACCCGGUCCACAAGGCCCUCCCGGAAUACCAGGGAUACCGGGCAUCCCAGGCAGUAACGCAAUGGGUCCCUCUGGCCCUCCUGGACCAGCAGGGCCUCCUGGACCACAAGGGCCACCUGGACCACAGGGACCUACAGGUGGUGCAGAUAAAGGCAAAUACAGAGAGACACAGCCAGCUGUGGUGCAUCUUCAGGGUCAGGAAACCACUAUCCAAGUGAAAGAAGAUUUGUCAGAAGGUGUGUUGAAGAAUUGGAGAAUGAUCUCAAUUCAUCAGAGAGUGUUUAAAAUGCACUCACGAUCUGGAGAGCUGGAAGUCUUAAUUGAUGGAACAUACUUUAUAUAUAGUCAGGUAGAAGUAUAUUACCUGAAUUUUACGGACAUAGCAAGUUACGAGGUGAUGGUGGAUAAGACUCCAUUCUUACGCUGCACACGAAGUAUUGAGACCGGCCAGCGCAAGUUCAACACCUGUUACACAGCAGGGGUGUGUUUGUUGCGAGCCCGCCAGAGGAUCUCCAUCCGCAUGGUAUACGAGGACACCUCCAUCUCCAUGAGCAACCACACCACCUUUCUAGGCAGCAUCCGCCUAGGGGACGCCCCAUCUGCAGGACACACCUGAGCCAAUCAGCUCUUAGAUUGAUAUUGUCAGACACAUAGAUCACAACCACUGAAUGCAUCUGAUCCAGUAUGUCUCAUUAGCCCUACCCCAUGGACAUACAAAAUGUAGAGCCAGAUCAGACAAUUUUUGCACUAAUGGGUUCAUCUACAUUUCUACCAAGCUAGUGCUCCCUUGAGCCCGUCAGCCUGCGGUGUGAAUCAGGCUCAAAGAGGAAAUGUGUCUGUGUGGUUUCACCAACACUGAAAAGCAUUCACCACUAACCAAACUAUCUCUUAGCACUGAAAUCCUCUACCCAUCCUCAUACAUAACCAACACAAAGUUCAACACAGACAAGGAGUCAAUGUCUAUUUACAAAUCAAAUCAACAGUUCUAGAAAAUUUCACACAUCAGGUGUUUGUGAACAGUGGAAUUGGAUCGCCUCUGUGCCUUCACUGCUGCUGUGGAGUAUAUAUGUUAUGUGCCUAUCCAGCAACAGCACAAGAAACUACUGCAUGCAAUAAAUACAGUGACUGGAGCCAAUGAGAGCUGAUCAAUCAAGGGGAAGUGUUUUAUGUGAGACACCCAUGUGCUCGACUUACCAGAAGUAACCUGUGCUCACCAGAAGCUCCAGUGCAACAGACAAAGUCUCUAUAGUAUACAACAAACACAAAUGGUGAACCUGUGUAAUAUUCUAUAAAAAAUAAGCACUGAUAAUGGAAAUGUAUAUAAAACCGAAUAUCUAUUUUCAUAUAUCUCUGAUCCUUUACAUACCCAGUCCAGAUAUCCAUUUUUAUAUGAAAUAAUGAAAUUCUGAACAUGACAGCGAUGUAAAAAUUAUUUUGGUUCUUUUCUCUUUAACAGGUUCUUUAAUCAUCACAUUUUGGUAGGGGGAAAAAAGUGUUUACUUGUAUAUGAUGGCAGUAGUUCAGUCACUGAAACUGAUGAUUCUUCAAAAAGGUUUAAUGUCCUUUUAGAAGGAAUGUUCCAGGUGUAAUACAGGUUAAGCUCAAUCGACAGCAUUUGUGGCAUAAUGUUGAUUAUCACACAAAUUGAUUUAGUCUCGUCCCUCCUUUUCUCAAAUUUUCUUUUUACAAAUCGAGGUUCCAGUGAGGCACUUGCAAUGGAAGUGAAUGGGGACUAUUUUUUGUAGGGUUUAAACAGAAAUGUGAAGCUUAUAAUUUCAUAAAAGCACUUUCAUCUAUUCUGUUAAAACCCAUGUAUUACUUGAGCAGUGAAGUUGUUUAAAUCAUAUUUUUUGUCAUUUUAGGGUUUGUUGACAUUUCAUCUUUGUGGCAACAAAGUAUAAAAAUGUAUAACAGAAAAGGUUAGUAAGUGAUUAUAUCACACUAAAAUCAUAUUUGCACCCACAUCGUUUAUGUCAUGUGUUUAUACUUUUGGAAAAUAAUUUUAACUGUAAAAAAAAUUGGCCCCCAUUCACGUCACCAUUUGUAAGAGCCUCACUGGAACCUUGAAAGUAGUGAUGAGUCAAUAAUUUUUUGUGGUAAUAUUAUGGCACAAAUGAUGUUAACUUGCAGUGAUCCCAGUAUAUUCCUUUUAAAUCGUCGCUUUUUAUGAUCGUUUUAGACAACUUGUCAUAUUCAAAUAUAUUAUAAUUAAAUUCCACCAUGAAAGUCUGCACAUGACAUCCCCGCUCAGUGGUGAGGAUUUAAUUUAUAAAUGAUCAUUUCGUUUAGAAAGUAGAUUACUUACAACAAUAUUAACAUCACCUGAUGUUUAACAACACUUAAAAAGGAACGGACAUAAUAAUAUUUUCACCAUGUUUUCCUUGAUACAUUCCUUCGCUUCCACCAUGUAACACUGAGCAAACGGCAUACGAGUGCUUCGAAAGACCAAGAAUUUCAAACAAAAAAAUAACUAGUUGUUACACGACAAUGAAUGCCAUAUCAAACAUAUGUAAACUGAUUUUGUCUAGAUUAAGGUUUGCAAACCCUUAAAUUAAUAAUACAUGUAUUGUUCAACUAUAUAGCAACAGAUAAAGCAAUAAAAGCAUAAGAUUACAUGUUUACUGAGAGUGGCACCUGGUGGCCAAGGUUGGAGACAAAGAGACAAAAAAUAUUUUUAGGAGGAGGAAAAAAACAUUUAAAACUUUGGCUCAGAAAGGAACUGAGACACACUUUUAAUAAAAAAAAAUUGUUUCACCGUUAUUUUUAAUUAAUUAUUUUCCACCUUGCGGUUCAGGGCUUCCGUAAUGAUGUUUCUAAUGGCAAUGAAGUUGUAAAAUGGGAUAAAACCACAGAAAAGGUUAGGCGAUUUUAUCACACCAAAAUCCUGUUAACUCCCAUAAUGUUUACAGCCAUGGCCAAAAGAAUUGGCAGUGACAUACAUUUUGUGAUUGCAAAGUUUGCUGCUUCAGUAUUUGUAGAUUAUUUUUUCACAUGUUUCUAUGGUGUACUGGAAAACAAUGAUGAGCAUUUCAUGAGUUUAAAGGCUUUUAUUGGCAAAAAAAAUUCAAUAUAUGCAAAGAGUCAGUAUUUACAAUGUUGACUUUUGUUCUUCAUAACCUCUGCAAUUCACUCUGUCUUGCUGGAUAUCAGCUUCUGGGCCAAAUUGAUGGCGAUCCAUUCUUGCCUCAUUAGUGCUUGGAGUUGAUCACAAUUUGUGGGCUUCUGCUUGUCCACUCACCUUUUUGAGGAUUUAUCACAGGUUCUCUAUGGGAUUAAGAUCCAGGGAGUUGCCUGACCAUGGAUCCAAAAUUUCAAUGUAAUGAUCACCGAGCCACUUCAUUAUCACUCUUGGCCUAUGACAUGGUGCUCCAUCAUGCUGGAAAAUGCACGGAUCAUCACCAAAUUGCUCCUGGAUCGUUGGGAGAAGUUGCUCUUGCAGGACGUUUUGAUACCAUUCUUUAUUCUUGGCAGUAUUUUUGGGCAGAAUUGUUAGAGAGCCCACUCGCUUGGAUGAAAUGCAAACCCACACAUGGAUGGAUACUUCACUGUUGGCACGACACAGGACUCAUGGUUGCGUUCACCUUUUCUUCUCCCAAACAGUCAGAAUGGGGCUUCAUCAGAGAAAAUAUAUUUGCACCAGUCUUCUUUUGUCCAAUCCUUGUACUUCCUGCAGUCUGUCCUUGAUGUUUUUCUUGGAGAGAAGUGGCUUUUUUGCUGCCCUUCUUGACACCAGGCCAUUGUCCAAAAGUCUUCGCCUCACUGUUCGUGCAGAUGCACUCACACCAACCUGCUGCCAAUAUUGAGCAAGCUCUGCUUCACUGCAGUUGAACCUCUCUCCUUGAAGUUCUUGAUGAUCCGGUAAAUGGUUCUUUCAGGUGCAAUAUUCUUUGCAGCAAUUUCCUUGCAUGUGAGGCCAUUUUGGUGCAAAGUGAUGAUGGCUGCACGUCUUUCUUUAGAGGUAACCAUUGCUAACAAGAACACAACGAUUGGAAACACUUUUCCCCUCCUUUUUUAGCAAUCAGUCUGCUCUUAUAAUCCAAUCAGAAUGAUGGAGUGAUUUCACCUGACAAGAAGUCGUUCACACUUUCCCAGGUGCUGCUGAUAUGAUUAGUGAAAUGAUGGUAGCUAGUCAUUUUGUGCCAGGACUAAAAAACAAUGAAUUUUGUGUUUUUGUGAUAAAGUUGCAUCUGAGCACUCUGCAUAAUAAUCUAGAAAUAAUGUGAAUCAACACCACAACAACUGAAGCAGAAAACUUUGCGAAACAAAAUGUAUGUCACUGCCGAUACUUUUGGCCAUAGCAGUACAUCUGUGAGUGUUUUUUUUUUUAACGUUUGAUUGGCCUCAUUAACUUCCAUUGUAAGUGCCUCACUGUGACCCAGAUUCUUUUGUUUUAUUAUAAUUAAUUAAAGCAGGGACAAGUCAAAAUAAAUGUUUAUGCCAAAGCGGAAUGUUAUCACUCUAUGAUCCUGUGCUACACGGACGGGUUUAGCCGUUGUGCACACUGUCUGUGUUUAUAUCAACAUUUAACUUUUAUUGAAAUAGGAGUAUUAUUUUUAAUUAUGAUUUAUCUCCCUGAAUGCAAAAUACCACAUGUCUCCAAUAAGCGUCAGUAGUUCAGCAAGUUGAGCACUGAGAAGUUUGGAUGAGUAUGUUCAGAAAAGCAUACUACAAAAUACUACUAUUAAUAUUGCUGCAGUAGAUAUUAUACUGUGUACACAUUUUUUAAAUGCAUUAGGGUUUGCAACCAGAUGGCCGAUUACAUUUACUGUACUGUAGUAUACAACAGAGCAUAUUUUGUGGAAAGUCUGUACAAUAUAAGACAUUCGACUAGACUAUUUCCAGUGUGUUCGAUGAACCAGAAUUAAAAGCAGUUGUGAUUUUUAACAUUUCUUUCUUGGCUCACUUUUGAUCUGUCUGACAAAUGUUAAGAUAUUUUUACACAACUGGAUGCUGCUCACAGAAUUCAACACGCUACGUGAUGAGGUCAUGUGACGACAACAACGUAGCAUUCUAUGCAUAAUGCGUUCUGUUUCUCAUGUUUUGUUUUUUUAUAGGCAGUAUACUGUACAUACUGUACGGUAUUCGGGAAGUAAGCUUGUAUUCCAUUCGGAACAGCCUUUUGAGAUGCUCAUGGCUUAUUAAUACUUUGGUUCAUUUACCACACUGGAGUUUUCUGUACAGUGUGCUCUGUUUUGCGCUGCAUUUCAUACAGAAACUUUGCAUAGCUACUACACUACAGAAAUAGUAAGCGUAGUCUUUGUUUCUUUAUAUUACACACACACACAGGUAAAUCACAAAGUCAUGAAUCUGUCCUGUAGGCAGUCUCCAGCUCCUGACUAACAGUUUAGGAUUGAGGAUCUGAAUGAGUUAAUUAUGUGUGUACUUUGGUCCAUGAGAAUAGAUGAGAUCUCAGAUCCUCACUGUGAGGACAAACUACUUUAUUGUGUGUUCAAAGGGGAAUUAUCUGGAACUUUCUGAAGAGCGCUGGUAAUCUGCCCUCAGGUUUUCUCUGCAUGUUUCCUCAGUAUCCACAUGGAAAUGUAAAACUGAGGAAGAAUGGACAAUGAGAGUCUGAAUGUGAUUAUGUUCUGACAGAUUUGUUGUUUAUAUCUCUUUUGUCUUCUCUUAACCCAUUGACAUGUACAAUCAAGAGGGUUAAACAUCAGAUUUGACCAACUUGUUUUAGUUUAUAUUUGUUUUCUGUGGCGUUUUUGGUACAAGCAUCUUUGUAGGCAAAUGAGGUGUUUACUUCGGUGUCUUACGGAAGAUAAUGUAUAUUUGUAUACUAUACAGGGACUGUAAAUAUGUACAUAAGAUCUUUUGCUCUUUUGUAAAAAUAUUGUCAUAUUAAAUUGUUUUUGAAAGAGUGGUUUUAUUCUUUAGGGUCACACAUAACAAAAGAGAGGGUGCCACCUAUUGUCAAUAAAAACUUUCUUGUCUGUUUUCCAACACCUUUGAAAUCUGUGACAUUAAAGUCAAACAUGAUCAUGAUUAUCUGCUUGCAUGUUUCUAAUAUGCAGAGACAAUUCAGCCAAAAGAUCUGCUGUUCAUCAGAGCUAGAGACUGGGUGUAAUUAAAGUCGAUUCAACAUAAGUGGAGCAAACAAAUCAGUUAAACCAAACACUAA